Molecule: messenger RNA, 4065 nt
Organism: Dryobates pubescens (Downy woodpecker)
Lineage: Eukaryota; Metazoa; Chordata; Aves; Piciformes; Picidae
Gene: CERS6
Product: ceramide synthase 6
Exons: 11
Coding region: 114-1301 (395 amino acids)
Biological process (GO): ceramide biosynthetic process
Cellular component (GO): membrane
Molecular function (GO): DNA binding; sphingosine N-acyltransferase activity
Source: RefSeq, a predicted model, not a curated record
UCGGCAGCCUCGUCCACGGUAGCGGGGUUGACACACGCCUCCAUCAUCCUCUCCGGCAGCGAGAGGCCGGCGGGCGGAGCGGAGCGGGGGGCGCCGCGGCAGACAAAGCAAAGAUGGCAGGGAUCCUCGCAUGGUUCUGGAACGAGCGGUUCUGGCUGCCGCACAACGUCACCUGGGCGGACCUGCAGAGCACGGAGGAAGCCGCUUUCCCGCAGGCGGAGGACCUCUACCUCGCCUUCCCCCUGGCCUUCUGCAUCUUCAUGAUCCGACUGCUCUUCGAAAGGUUUGUUGCUAAACCAUGUGCCUUAGGCCUUAAAGUCCAAGCCAAUGGACCACAGAAAGCUCAACCUAAUGCUAUCCUGGAAAAAGUUUUCACAGCUAUUACAAAGCAUCCAGAUGAGAAGAGGCUGGAGGGCCUUUCCAAGCAGUUGGACUGGGAUGUACGCAGUAUUCAACGUUGGUUUCGACAAAGACGCAACCAGGAAAAGCCCAGCACUCUUACAAAGUUCUGUGAGAGCAUGUGGAGAUUUACAUUUUAUCUUUAUAUAUUUACCUAUGGAGUACGGUUCCUGAAAAAGACACCUUGGCUCUGGAAUACCAGACAGUGCUGGAACGGGUAUCCAUAUCAGCCACUGAUGCCUGACCUUCAUUACUACUACAUAGUUGAAUUGUCAUUCUACUGGUCCUUAAUGUUUUCUCAAUUCAUUGACAUCAAAAGAAAGGAUUUUGGCAUCAUGUUUACACAUCACAUUGUAACAGUCACCCUGAUAACCUUCUCAUAUGUAACCAAUUUGACACGAGUGGGAACCUUGACCUUAUGCCUCCAUGAUGCGGCUGAUGUUGUCCUAGAGGCUGCCAAAAUGGCAAACUAUUGCAAGUGUCAAAAGCUGAGUGACCUUCUGUUCCUUACAUUUGCCAUUGUCUUCAUUGUCAGUAGGCUUGGCAUAUAUCCCUUAUGGAUAUUAAACACAACAUUGUUUGAACUAUAUGAAGCUCUGGGCAAUUUUCCUGCCUUGUGGGUUUUCAACAUGCUGCUUGUGAUUCUUCAAAUUCUGCACUGUUUUUGGUCCUACCUAAUCAUAAAAGCAGCCUACAAAGCUAUUUCAAAGGGCAAGGCUGGGAAGUGGAACCCUUUGAAUGUUACAAAGGAUGACCGAAGUGACAUUGAGUCAAGCUCAGAUGAGGAAGAAACAGUACCUCGUUCAAAGACCCCUAACAGCACUAUCACCACUAAUGGGACCAGCGGUGCCAAUGGGACAAACGGGUAUCUUACUGGCGGCACUUGCUCAGAGGAGCAUUAAUCCUUGAGUUCAAUCAUGAGACACAAACAGAAUUAACUGUUUGCUACUGGACUUAAAUUCUAAGUUGUGAAUGCAGUUUCUUCAUAUAUCUCAGCAUCAGAAAAAAAUAGGAGUAUCAAAGCAUUCUGAUAGUGCACUGCCAUAUUUCCUGUUUGUGAAUGAAGACAACACACCAUUCUGUAUAUGUAGGCAUGCUGUAUGUGUAUGUAACAGACACAAUGGGAGCAGUAUUUUCACUUGUACUGUCUUUGAAAUAUUAUUUAUUUUGUAUCCUUUUGGGAACUUCUGGACAAAAGGGAAUAUCCAUUCUCCAACUUUCUCUCUUGGGAUUCUCAGUAGUGGAGAGCAUCACACUCAGAUCUCUUCUGUCCAUCCCUGUUGCUUUUGCUGAGUCUGCUAUAAGUAAUAGUUGCUUGAUUUGUUACUUACAGUAAGAUAGAACAUAGCUUUAUAGAUUUUAAAUCUGCUUCAGAUAUUUUUGCUAUCUUUGUGUUUUAAAGUGCUGGUUUUGAAAUUGCCUAUCAAAUCACAGUGGCUGUUCCUCUGACAUAAAGUUUUAAAAUACUGGAUUGAUAUUUUAAGUAGUAGGUAAUGUGGUCAAUCAGCAAUUUGGGGAGAAAGGAAAACAAAAGCCUGUGGUAAUUGUGGGAUAUUGUUUAUAUUAUUUUAGCACAAUUUAAAAUUCAAUUUGGUAUUUAAUUGCAUUAGAAGUAGACUUGAUUUGUUGUGCAAAUACCCAAAGCACUGAUGUCAACUGUUAGGAUAAACUCAUUCUCACUUUUGUUUGCCUUGAAAUUUUUCACCUCUACAGGUCUUAGCUUUUUGCAGAGAUAGAUGUUGAAAGACGUUUGUUCAAGUGCACCAUUGUGAAUCCAGACCUCACUGCUGAAACUGUUCUUGCACAUUCAGACAGAUGAGAACAGAGGUGUAAUAGAGAAAAAAUAGGCAGAUGAAAUGUUCAUUGCUUCCUUAGACACAGUUCAGUCUAGGUAUCUUUCUUAGAGUUAUUAACACUUUUUUGGUAGGGUGAAGAGAGAGAAGGCAGAAUGUCAUACAUUACUAGAAGUAGUUUAUUUUAAAUGCAUGAAAACUUGAGCAAAAUUCACUUAAUUCAUAGCAAACCUGGAACACUCAGCAAUAUUUUAUCCCCUUUACAAAUAAAAUAAAGGGUGUCUGUAAAAUAAUUUUGCACUCCUUUUUCAUCGAUGAUUUAGAACCUGUGUCCCAAAGAAGACAAAAUAACACCCCAAUAAGUAUCUUUUUAAACAUUAUAUACACACUUUUCCCAGUCUUUCAGUCAAAGUUUGGUAUAGGAUGCUAAGGAUCGUACAGCUCUUGCAGGAUGCUUUUCUGUAGUUUGUGACAGCAGUGCCAAAAGUAGGCAAGGUUCUUAGGUAACAGACUCUAUGCAACCUACUGUUCUACAGUAUUGUGUGUGUGCACAUAGAACCAAUGUGCUUAUAGACCAAAGACUUAUAUAUAAAGAAAAAAAUUAAAAUAAAAAUGACAGUGUGUCUUCUAUAUACAAAGGGACUGGAGUGCUGUGUUCAGCUGGAAUUGUAAGCCAGGAUAUCUUUCUGACUCCUUCCACCUAUGCAAAUAGCAAAGUAAAUAUGGAUGGUUUCCAAUGCCAUAAAACAUGUUUAAAGGCUCUAUUUUCUAGAGGCUCCAUUGAAGAAAGUUGUGUUGCCACUUCUUUCUUUUGAAAAAAUUAUAUUUGUCCUAGUCUACUCUUAAAAACUUCUGAAGCCUUUAUUUUCCACAGGCCCCCUUGUUUAUUAACAAAGCAAUGUGCUAAAAGUAAGGGCGGAAUGGGGUUAAUGAAAGUAGUAACUCCACUAAAUAGACAAUAGAGGUAAGGAAACUGAAAAAUUGUGAGUUGUGGAAGACCUGUCAAGUUUUACUGCUCACAGAGCAUCCUCUGAAAAAGCCAGGUAGCCUUGUCAUCGGUAUCUGUAUGGCUUAUAUGUCCAUGAAUAUAUCUGAGGGAGCAAGGGAGUCAUGCUUUAAUCACUUUCUCCCCCAAAAGUUUCUCUGGCUCUAAUUUUUUUCAUCUGUCUCCUGCGCCUCCGAUUUCAUAUGGCACAACAGGCCAUACAGGUGGAAAUACACCAAUUGCAAUGGAAAGUAUCCCAUCCACAGUAUUUGAAGUGGCAGUUGUUUAAUAAUUACUGAUACCGAAAUUUUAAAACAAGACUAUCCUGAGAUUUAUUGAAUUACUAUUAUAAUUUCUGAAGUGCUGCAAUGGUAAUUCACAACAGCAGGUAAAACACACCUCUUUCAUGGUGUUGAUUACUACCUCCACUGGACCAUUUCCCUUCUUCAAAGUUUGUUUAAAAAGUAUUGUUCUGACAAAAUAUUACAUCGGGACAGAAUGCUGUUCUGAACUAUCUGUAGCAUUGAUUGAAAUACACAGUCAAGGCUACAACCCUCUAGAUGAUUUUCUGGCUGGAUAUAUAUGCUCUUUAUCCCCCUGUUAAAUGCAACUUGGAUUGAAACACUUUGAUUGAGGUUUAAAUUCAGUUGCAUCUAUGAUGACUAAAGCAUGCAACAGUUACCACAGUUUGGCUGACUCCCUGUGACGUGACUUACCAUCCCCAAACCUGGCUUUUUAGAGUCCUUUCUUAGCAACCUAGAAGAAACUUAAUACAGAUAUGUCUGGGAAAUAGGUGAGAUGAGAGAUUCAGAUGAGAUAUAUGGGGAAAUAAGGUAAGAGUAAAGUACCAUUCGGAACUUCAGUGAAUUGUACUAAAAAAUCAUUUAA